CUAUCUGCUCUCUAAUAAGUAAUAACACGCACGACGCAUUGCAUUCCACAUUCACUUUCUAGCCCUCUCUUCAACUGCAGUCUGCAUACCCAUGGAGAGCCACCUCAAUACCACGGCCGGUUUUGCCCAUUUGCCCGAAGCCGAUCGACAAAAUUUCCUCGAUAAUACCAACCCCAAUCCCAACCCCAACCCCAACCCGAAUCCUGACCAGCACGCUCCUGUUCCUCCCCACGCUCAGGGCGGCGGCGGCGGCGGCGGCGGUCCCGCUCAUCAUCAGCCGCAGGGAGGAGGCAGCCGUCACAUUGCCAAACUGGCUUUUCUGAGAGCCGUGGCUGAAGCAUUUAUUGAUCUGUCUCCUGAUAUUGGCAAUCCCGUGUCGCUCCAGCAACUAACAAAUUAUGUUGUCAACAAAUUCACAAUUGACGGAAUACCCCUCGAUGGAGCUAAUCUGGAGGAUCCAAUGAACGCAACCAUGGAGCUUUUAUGUGAUAACCUCAGCCAGGUUGGUGGCGGUCAAAUCCUUCAAGGCACUACUAUUGCAGGGGAGACUGCUUGGUACAUUGAGUUCAACAAAUUUCUUGUCUCGACUUUCCUUGCAGUAAGGGAAGAAAACUCUCGUCCCCUCAUACGCACAGGUUCAGGUUCAUUGAAGCAGGGGCAUGAAGAUUGAAUCAUCUCUUAUUUUUUAUCAGUUGAAUAUCUUACUUUAGUUACACAAACUCGUAUUUUCAUUUUCGUGUGUUUUGAGCUAGACAUGUGUCGUUGAACCUUUUUUAAAUAUGAUGUGAUUGACUCGAAGCCUUGAUAAUCAUCUUUACUUUCAGUCUUUCACGCUCAUCCUCCACUAAAAAUAUAAAAUGAUUCCUUUUAAGGUUCAAAUCUAAAUAGUUGGUAUGCAACAUUGUUGAUCAGCUAUUCUAUGUUGUUGACUUGUUGUAAUGAAUGAUUUUCCUGCUUUGAAACAAAUAUUGUAGUUCAAGGUCAGAUAUGUUUUAAUGAAUUGUUAACGAGGACCACUUUGUCAGUGGUCG
Messenger RNA from Striga asiatica, 1031 nucleotides. The record is from the annotation of a GenBank genome assembly. Lineage: Eukaryota; Viridiplantae; Streptophyta; Magnoliopsida; Lamiales; Orobanchaceae.